UGGACAGAGACAUGGAAUCAUAGUCGACUUUUCUCUCCUCACAAUGGCAGCGCCCUCUCUCUCUACUUCGAACGCUCUCUACCAUCCUUCACGGGCCGUUACCGCCCCCGCAAUCGCCAUUCCUCUCUUCUCAAGCUUCCAUGCUCCUCCGGAAAUUUCCUUCUCUCCGCUUCAUCAUCGCCGUUCAUCUCUCUUGCUCUCUUCUAAUCCCCGUGCUAAAUCCGCCGUUUGUACAGCAGCAGUACGCCCGCCUCCGGACUCCGAUCCGCCUCCUGACGAGGAUCCGAUUCGUCUAAAAGGGCUAUGCAAGUGCACAUCAUCCUCGUAUUGGGUCAUGCCAAUUUUCUUUGUUUCGUUUCAACUUCUCCGAUGCCUCUAGAGUGACAACGACCAAUCUUUUUCACUAAUAAGUUCCAAUUUUGUAUAGAUUGUUCUGGUAGGUGUUUUCUUUGACAGGGAUUUGGUUGAUGGAUGUACAAGAUUGUCUACGAGGGUUGCAGUUGAAACAUUUGGAAUAAUUAGAAGUCUUUGCCACAACCUGGUUGACACAUUGCCCGUAGUUAUACGUAUGGCUAGAAUUUAUUUUUGCAUUAAAUAAAUUUUAAAAGUAGUGGUCAAAUUGUAUUUUGCUAGGUUUCUGAGAAGCUCAAAGUACUUGAGC
Messenger RNA from Cucurbita moschata (crookneck pumpkin), 661 nucleotides. RefSeq lists its product as uncharacterized. Lineage: Eukaryota; Viridiplantae; Streptophyta; Magnoliopsida; Cucurbitales; Cucurbitaceae. Bases 44 to 379 code for a protein of 111 amino acids. The record is from RefSeq and is a predicted model, not a curated record. The transcript has 2 exons.